GAUGGCGGACACAAUGAGUCGGUGUCGUGCCUGCUGGCUCUAAGGCGACCGCGAGGAAGGACAGUCAGGGAGGCCAAGCAGUCCAAGCGGGCGAGUGAUAAUCGAGGAGGAGGAGAAGGCGGUCGCCCGAUUCGUGACCGCCCUCUACUCGCCACCAGCGCGCACCCGCCCCGCUCGGCUUGGCCCUCUGCAGCCCUCCCGCUCGGCGCCGGGCCCCGCCCCGACCGUGCGCCGCCGCCGCUGCCUCCAGCAGCCGCCGCCGCCAUGAAGCUGACCGACAGCGUGCUGCGGAGCUUCCGCGUCGCCAAGGUGUUCCGCGAGAACUCGGACAAGAUUAACUGUUUUGACUUCAGCCCCAACGGCGAGACGGUCAUCUCGAGCAGCGACGAUGACUCCAUCGUGCUCUAUGACUGCCAGGAGGGCAAACCAAAGAGAACCCUGUACAGUAAGAAAUAUGGUGUGGACCUCAUCAGAUACACGCAUGCGGCAAACACAGUUGUUUACAGCUCUAACAAAAUAGAUGACACUAUUCGUUACCUGUCCUUACACGACAACAAAUAUAUCAGAUACUUUCCUGGACAUAGCAAAAGGGUGGUGGCCUUAUCCAUGUCACCUGUGGAUGACACCUUCAUUUCUGGGUCUCUUGAUAAAACCAUUCGACUUUGGGAUCUCCGGUCUCCUAAUUGCCAGGGCCUCAUGCAUCUACAGGGCAAGCCAGUUUGUUCAUUUGAUCCAGAAGGGUUAAUUUUUGCUGCCGGUGUUAACUCUGAAAUGGUCAAGCUUUAUGACCUUCGUUCUUUUGACAAGGGGCCGUUUGCAACCUUUAAGAUGCAGUAUGAUCGGACUUGUGAAUGGACAGGACUUAAGUUCAGCAAUGAUGGCAAGCUCAUACUGAUUUCCACCAAUGGCAGCUUCAUCCGUCUCAUCGAUGCAUUCAAAGGGGUGGUGAUGCACACAUUUGGGGGUUAUGCCAACAGCAAAGCUGUCACACUAGAGGCUUCAUUUACUCCAGACUCUCAGUUUAUUAUGAUUGGUUCAGAAGAUGGCAAAAUCCAUGUGUGGAAUGGUGAGAGUGGCAUAAAGGUAGCAGUAUUGGAUGGUAAACACACAGGCCCCAUCACCUGUUUGCAGUUCAACCCUAAGUUCAUGACAUUUGCCAGCGCGUGUUCCAACAUGGCCUUCUGGUUGCCCACCAUUGAUGACUGACUCUCAUGUUGCUUGCCUAAUUCUGAAUAGUGAGGGUGGCCAGCAGGAUAACCUCAGAGAGGACUGAGAGAAUAGUGAGAUUGGAUCAUUUGACUGGGCUGGAGAACAUCUUUUCACAUGGCCUUCUCCUGGAUGUGCUGUACAUCUGCGCAAAAGAAAAAAAUUCCUUUGCCGAGCUUCUUCAAAAGGACUUGUGGUGCUGCAGAUUCAUUUGGGACUUGGCCUUUGCAGCUGGCACCCCACCCACCAAGCUCCUCCAGAGGAGUGACCAGACUUGUAAUUAGGUUAGAGUGGAACGCUCAGUGCGCCUUCAAUUUUGAAUGUAUUUGCUGCUGAGGAGCCAGUGAAGUUGUCAGUUCUGCACAUACAUUCUCCCACCCCUGUAAAUGCAUGGGAAACCGAAGUUCUGGUUUUUGAGAUGCUAGGGAAAUUCAUUGCCCCUUGCCCUCUCCCUGCAUGUCUUGUUACUAGGUCUCCCUGUGUACUUAUGGCAUUAUUCCACAGUCAUCAUGUUUCUUAGGUGCCAAACAUUUACAGAAAGAAGUCUUCAUAUACCUUGGGGUCAGAUACUGUAGGACCUUGCUUGUAAGGAAGCCAUGCAUUUAACCCUAGGAGAAUGGGUGGUCUGGGCAGGCCUCAGGCUCUGAUGUUGGGUAGGAGAAGGCCCAGAAGUUUAGAAGAGGAGGGAAGUGGUUAACAGGCAAGUUCCUAGAGUUGGAAGGUUUACCAGCAGUCUGGUGUAGUCCCCCCAUCAAAACAAACCCACAGUCAUCCUGGGUGCCUACCAAGCUUGGUUUGUACAAAAGCAAGGUAGGAGUCUAUUUUUGUACUUGAGACAUAUCACGCUUUCCUGUGGGCCAGUAUUGUGGAGUGAGUGAGUUUACACUGAUGCCUUCCUUUCCUGCCCAUCACAAAUUGUGUACAUAGUCUCCAAAUGACACUCCUUCCUCAUGCCCCUCCUUUCCUCAGCUCCCCACCCAAGAGCUGGUUCUAGGCCUGUGUUAUAUGUUAUAUUUAGCCUUUUUAUAUAAGAUCUUUGAUUUGUUUGUACUCUAGCACAGCGUGUGCAUCUCCAUUUAAAUAUAUUUGUGUAUACAUACAUGCAUAUACCUAUCCAUCUGUAGUUUCUCAAAGUUCAGCCUAAGGAGAGAGUUCUGCAGCCCAGGAAAAAGACUACAUCGUUGCUAAUAGUGUUUGCCACAAGUGUUAGUCUUCCCUGUUACCUUUUUCCCUUUGGAAGACUAAAUAAAACAAAGCUUCUAGUGUUUGCUGUUUCCAUGGCAGCUAAGUGAGGGUCUUGGGAUGACUCUCCUGUGUUCUUCAGGCUGCACUUUGGAGCCCUCUCUACAGUAUUACUCUUUUUUUGCCUGGUGAUGCUCUGUGCUUACAUACGUGUGACAGUCAUUUUUGCAUGGCUUCUGUGCCUGGCUUGCAGCAUUUGGGAACAGGAUGCUGGAACCAAAGUGUUUUUUGUUUGAGGCUGCUCUGCAAAUUACAAGUAAUUCCCACCUAGCUGGCAUGUCUGCUUUCUUGCUUUUUCUUGUCUCCUAUUGAGAAGAAGGAGCUCUUGUCAGGCUCAGGUUGAGAUGAAGUACAGACUGGCCAUGGGCUUACUUCCCUUGCAUAGCCAUUGUGGGGGCAGAGCAAGUGGCAUCUUGGUAAGCUCCCAACCAGACUUUUAUGUAGGUAACACCCCCUGCAGAUCCAGAAAUCUGCCUAACAAGGUUAUGGCUUGCCCAGAGGUUUACCGCAGCUGGGGUAAAUCAAAUCAUCGCUGCUACUAUUGAGCAGCAACCAAAAGUUAUGAAUAAUUAAUCCAUUUUGUUUAAAGCAAUUACUUCCUGACUUGUUACUUAAAUUUUUCGAGCAAGGGUAUAUACCUUUCCCAAAAGUAGACAAAAUCUGCAGCUGCCCCCAUGCCACCCCCUAUGUAGUUCUUCCUUCCCAGGAGCUUUAGAAAUCAAAUGAUCUGAGCUGUUACUGCCACCUGUGCUUUUCAGGUUAGAAAAUUCAUGUUAGGACUAACUACAGAGAGUGCUUGACACCAUGGGUUAACAAGAAAGGCCAUGUCACUUACAUAACUGUAAUGACAGAAUGACUUGCCCAGCAGCAGGAAUAAUUUGAGUUCCUGUGUCUAAAGCUAAAGCACCACGUCCUUUCAAAGUAUGACACCACACAGCCUCUACUUCUGAGCCCUGUGGCACUACUGCUGGCUCCAGAGUUGCUGAGAAAAAGAAAGAUGCAGCUGAACAUGACCUCAGGCACUGCGAUGGUGGAGACGGAGAGAAGCAAGAGUUCAGGCUGAGAGCCUGUGCUGCAGGGAUGUCUCAGUGGCAGCCAGGGAUGCUAAGCUCUCCUCGGUGGGGAGGAGCUGCUCAUCACCUUCUGAAGACUCAAGGCCAAAGCCACUGCUUUAUGUGAGACCAUGAUACUACAUUGGUAAACCACCAGCCAGUAGGGUAUCUUUUAAUAUUCCCUGUUGCAAUCAUAAUUACUGCUUAUUUUUAAAAAUUUAGGCAUUUAUACAAUCAGUUUGCUACCCAAAUGCUACAUAGCACUGUUAAUCUUUUGGUGUUAAAUGUUCCUCUAAACUUCUGUGUAUAGAUUUUUUUUUUGGUGUGUUUACAUAGUUGUUAUUCUACUGUACAUACGAUUUUAUGUCCCUUUUGUACUUAACAUAAACAUCUUUUCCAUGUUA
Cavia porcellus (domestic guinea pig) is the source of this 3904-nucleotide messenger RNA. It is a transcript of the gene Wdr82, whose product is annotated as WD repeat domain 82. The transcript has 9 exons. Gene Ontology annotation, cellular component: Set1C/COMPASS complex. NCBI's taxonomy places the organism in Eukaryota, Metazoa, Chordata, Mammalia, Rodentia, Caviidae. Gene Ontology annotation, molecular function: protein binding; chromatin binding. Bases 265 to 1206 code for a protein of 313 amino acids. The record is from RefSeq and is a predicted model, not a curated record.